GGUUAUUGUAUUGAAUUAGAAAUGGUCGUUCUUUGACUUCGCUAAGUUCGCGUUAUUUUUAUUUAAUUUUUUGACCUACAUUUAACAAAGUAAAAUUAUAAGACAAAUGUAGACCAUAAGUAUUAUCUUAACGAUUUAACGUUAUUCAAGUUUAUUUCUAGUUAUUAACGAGAAAGUAAUGCUUUAAAAUGCCUAGUAUUAGAAAAUAUCGACGUGACACUACCGAAGUUAGCUGUUGCCUUAAAUAUGUUAUUUUUGGAGUGAAUGUCCUUUUUUGGUUUCUUGGACUUAUUGUACUAGCGGUGGGUAUUUGGGCAUGGAGUGAAAAGGACACUUUUAGUAAUCUUUCAAGGCUCACAAAUAUUGCAUUAGAUCCUGCUUUUAUAUUUAUAUGUUGUGGAACAAUUACAUUCAUUAUUGGGUUUACUGGUUGCAUUGGAGCGUUGCGUGAGAACACAUGUUUGCUAGCUUGUUAUGCCGUUUUCCUUGCCUUAUUGCUGCUUGCUGAAAUGACAGCUGGCAUAUUAUUCUUCGUCUUCAAAGAUUGGAUUAAAACCCAAGCCACAACUGGAUUUCAAACAUUUAUCACUCACUACAGAGAGGAUCCUGACCAACAAAACUUAAUUGACUGGAUUCAAGAAGAAUGGUUACAAUGCUGUGGGGUAGAAGGUCCUCGUGACUGGGACAGGAACGCCUACUUCAAUUGUUCGAGCGGCGUUGUCGGUUCGCGCGAGGCUUGCGGCGUUCCUUUCAGCUGUUGCCGCACGAAACCGCAAGAUAUUAUACGCAACAAACAGUGCGGCUAUGACGUCAGGAAGCCGACUUAUCAAGUAAGCGAACACGUAAUACACGAGCGAGGUUGUUUGGUAGCGGGUGAAGAUUGGCUCCAACGACAUUUUGCGCCCGUUGCAGCUACAGUAUUAGGACCAUUAGCGUUGCAGAAUUAUGAUAUAGCUAAGAUAAUAUAUGAAAAGGGAUGUUUAGAGGCAGCUGAAGAAUGGUUUGAUCACAAUUUGUUGGUAGUUGCUACUUCCGCUGUUUGCACUGCUUUUGCACAGAUUCUUGGCAUAUGUUUCGCACAGAAUCUCCGAGCUGACAUAUUCGCGCAAAAGUCAAAAUGGCACUGACAAUCAGCCUCUCCUGCCGCCGUGUGACGUCACAGACGUAACACCCGCGACCUCUAUCUGCCGCUCUACACUCACUCUUAAUGCCUGGACACGUCCAUAGAUGGCGCUAACUUCAACAAUCUUUCCGUAUUAUUUUUGUCGUUUAAAAGAAAAUAUCUUAACUUAUUAAAACACGGUUAGUUACGCAUGGUCACAGUUAAAGUCAUAUUGGAUUUUACAUAUGCAUGGCUGAUCGAUGAGCAUGCUGAUUAAAAAUGUUAUAGUUGAACAGCUUUUAAGAGUUAUGUAUUUCCUUUUAGCUUGUUAAUUGUUAAAGCCUUAAAAUCUUCAAAAUUGGUCUUUAAUCUCGUCUUGCUGCUGUGUGCUUGACUUGGAAUUCUUCACCCUUUUCUAUUUAAGAACUCAAUGAACAAUGUUAGAAUUAAUGUGGUAAAGGUUGAAUCGACUUACUUCUGACAUUACUUUUGGUUACAAAAGGGCCCUAACAAAUCUAAAAAAACUAUACAUAUGAAGUGGCUUCCAUACUAAGAGGCUGUUUAAGCAUUAUGUUAGCAGAUUUAUUGCAAGCCCCUCCCACUCCCACUUGUCAACGAAAGUAAGGAAAGCUCUUAAAAAUAAAAUAUACAAAAAUAAUAUAAACAUUUAAAUUUUUGGAGGAAUCCUCAAUAAUGCAUUUUCAAGCAUAGAUAAUGUGUGUGUCAUAUGUGCCAAUAAUUACUGUUGACUUAAUCACUAAAUAAGAAAAUAGUGUUCAAUAUCAUAUUUACAUAAUUUAAAUUCAUGUAUGCGUAUACGUAAGACACGAGUACAGAGUAAGUCGAUUGUACCUCCUUUGCGCAAAUGUUUUUAUCAGGGACAUAUGCUACCUGUUUAAAAUUCGUUUGUGCUCUCAAGUGUAGUUUAUAUACAGGACUCAUAAUAUACAUUUUAAAUGUACGGAAACAGAUUGUAUUUGUACCCAAAAAUGUACUAAAUACCACUUCUGUGCGAAAGAACUUGCCUAUAGAAAACAUAAUUGAAAUAGCGCCAUCUAUAUUUCGUAUCAGUAAACUAAAAACUUUAGUAGCAUAGAUGGCGCAAUAUCAAUUUUAUCUUAAUCUCGUUAUUUGUAUGUGUCAUCUGUUUCCAAUAAUUAUUGUAAGCGGAGGUGCUAUUUAAUUCUGUCAAGACGAACGUAAAAUGAACAUUAAUGGAAUUGCUAUUGAGAUUUAUAGAUUACUGGCACAGGUGCAACGUUAUUCCCGUAUUAAUUAAAAAAAUAUUAGUCUAAUUGAAUCUCUUCUGGUUACUAACUACGAUGAAGGAAAAUUUCAAAAUUAAUGUCAAAAUAAAAUGUAUAUUAUGAGUUCAUUGUAUAACAAUGUGUUCAAAUAAUGUCCAAGUUAGCCUUAACAGGAGCUGUGAGAUGAAUUUAGCGGAGAUUUAUAUAUUAUAAUUAUAGGACUGGCAUUUAUGUACUUUGAGUCUCAUAGAAUAAAGUCAAAUACUGCGAUCAUAAUGAUGAUAAUAACUCAAAAAAUCUGAAAAUAUUUACACUCGAGUAUAUAAGUAUGGGCGGUAUAAUGUUGGUCGCGCGCCGAGCGACAGGAGAAUAAUGGUUGACAAUAUAAAUAGCCUUUAAUAUAGUAUUAUUUACAUAGAAUUAAGAUUAGUAAUACUCAUUUUUAUUGAUUUUCUGGUCUCAUACGAAGUCAUUGUCGAUUGUAUAUUGCAUUGAUUCAGUCAGCGGCGUAGCGUGCGUUUGGGCCGUCCGGAGCGGAAAUCAAAUUUGCCGUCCUUUUAUUUAUGAACUUUAAUUUAUUAAUACGUAAAUACAUUAUAUAUGUAUAUUAAAGAAAUUUAUCAAUGUCCAAGUAAUUCUGAACAUGAUACUAAACGAUUCAAGCACAAAAUAAAAUACUGAGAAUCUCCGCAAGUAACUAUAGACGGUAUUGCCAGUAAUCACAACAAUAUAUCAUUCAAAGAAGGGGGUUUGUCACAAAAAAACAAUAAAACAUUGCGUGCAUUUCAAUGUGUCCGAAUUUGGAGUUGCGAUACAAUUAUGAAAUUUUUGAAAUAUUUUUAUUGUUUAUUGUGAAUAUUUUGCCCGAAUCCACUACGCUACGCCACUGCAUUGAGAAUUGACAAUCGCAAGUAGUUUUAGGUUGACGUACAAGAGAUGUUAAAUUGUCAUUAUUAUUAUUUUUUUUAAAUUUAUCCCUAAUGGGAAAGGCAAAAGAUUUUUUGUCAGUAUUGUUAGUUGACAUAUGAAACUGUCAUCUGCCAAUAUCUGUGAUGACACAUCAAUUUUAUUUUCGUGCGCGAUAGCGAUUGUCAAUUAUGUCAAAUCAACCUGACAAAAAUCAAACUGACAAUGACUUGCUAUCUCGAAUGGACUACGUGUUGUAAAAUUUACGUAUUAAUUAUUAGUUUUAAGGUUAUACCGGGACUUGGCACAAUUUGUAUUGCUUUGAUCUUAUAUUUUUAUUAAAAAUCUACGAAAUUUUGUUACGACAGUUUUAUAUAAAUUAUUUCUUUACAAUUUUCUUUUUAAGCAAUGUAUUUACGUAUUGGUAAAUUGUAUUAUAAAUGUAUAUUGUUAUUGUUUCGCCCUUUAGCUUCCUAAGAACAUCACAAUAUUGGUAAUGCACAAAAUUUAUUGAGAUUAUACUAAGACUGGAAAUAGAUUGUAAACGUGAGUCAUUGCCACAUGUUCAGCCUGGCCUGCCCUACUCGUCUAAUCUUCAUAAAUUUUUUAACCUAACCGAUAAAAGACUC
Molecule: messenger RNA, 3884 nt
Organism: Pieris rapae (cabbage white)
Lineage: Eukaryota; Metazoa; Arthropoda; Insecta; Lepidoptera; Pieridae
Gene: Tsp26A
Product: tetraspanin-5
Exons: 9
Coding region: 189-1127 (312 amino acids)
Biological process (GO): protein maturation; protein localization to plasma membrane
Cellular component (GO): membrane
Source: RefSeq, a predicted model, not a curated record